UCAAUUAUUUAUAUAGCAACGUUUUUAGAGCACAAAACCCAAUGGAAGCAACACCACUAUUGAGUAGUAGUAGCAAACUAGGCCUAGCACUGGUUCUCAGACCCUCCUUUUCUUGGGUUUCAUCUGUUUCAAAUACGGUACUGUACACGGGUCCUCAGACCCACUUCGCAGCAACAACAAAUUCAACAGCAAUUGCAUUUUCUCUGUUGCAUUCGAUCAGAAAGAAGAGGAUUAACAAAAGGUUGAUAGUGUCUAAGAUGGCUGAGUCUGAAGAGAUGGCCGUGACUUCUGAUGUGAAAUCGGGAAAUAUGGUUUUUGAGCCUGUUCUAGAGGAAGGGGUUUUCAGAUAUGAUUGCAUUGCGGAUCAUAGGAAUGCAGCAUUUCCCAGUCUUUCUUUUGUUAAUCCCAAAGAUAGGGACAAACCAAUUAUGACUAGCCACAAUGUCCCUUCAUAUAUCCCUACUUUUGAAUGUGUUCUUGGACAACAAAUUGUUCAAAUUGAGCUUCCAAUCGGUACCUCAUUCUAUGGAACCGGAGAAGUUAGUGGACAGCUUGAACGGACGGGGAAGAGAGUUUUUACAUGGAACACGGAUGCCUGGGGUUAUGGGUCUGGUACUACGUCCUUAUACCAAUCGCAUCCUUGGGUGCUAGCUGUUCUUCCAAGUGGAGAGGCACUAGGGGUUCUUGCUGAUACAACACGACGAUGUGAGAUUAAUUUGCAGAAAGAAUCAAUAAUAAAGUUUGUUGCUCCAUUAUCAUAUCCUGUCAUUAUAUUUGGUCCAUUUUCUUCACCAACUGAUGUUUUGAUAUCUUUAUCUCAUGCAGUUGGUACUGUAUUUAUGCCACCAAAGUGGUCACUGGGGUAUCAUCAAUGUCGCUGGAGCUAUGACUCUGAUGCACGAGUUCGUGAGAUUGCCAGAACAUUUCGAGAGAAAGGUAUACCUUGUGAUGUCAUAUGGAUGGAUAUUGACUACAUGAAUGGGUUUCGUUGUUUCACUUUUGACCAGGAACACUUUCCGGAUCCAAAAUCUUUAGUGAAAGAUCUUCAUCUCACUGGAUUCAAAGCAAUCUGGAUGCUUGACCCAGGGAUCAAACAUGAAGAAGGAUACUUCGUUUACGAUAGUGGUUCUGAAAAAGAUGUCUGGAUUCAAACAGCUGAUGGAAAGCCUUUUGUUGGGGAGGUUUGGCCUGGGCCUUGUGUUUUCCCUGACUUUACACUGUCUAAAACACGUUCAUGGUGGGCUGGUUUAGUGAAAGAUUUCAUUUCUAAUGGUGUUGAUGGUAUUUGGAAUGAUAUGAAUGAACCAGCUGUUUUUAAGGCUGUAACAAAGACGAUGCCUGAGACCAACGUGCAUCGUGGAGAUAUUGAACUUGGAGGUUGUCAAAAUCACUCGCAUUAUCACAAUGUUUAUGGGAUGCUGAUGGCACGAUCAACAUAUGAAGGCAUGAAAUUGGGCAAGGAAAAUAACCGUCCUUUUGUUCUUACCAGAGCUGGGUUUAUAGGUAGCCAGAGGUAUGCUGCAACAUGGACAGGAGACAACCUUUCUACUUGGGUGCACCUUCAUAUGAGUAUCUCAAUGGUCCUUCAACUUGGGCUCAGCGGUCAGCCGCUUUCAGGACCAGAUAUUGGUGGGUUUGCGGGGAAUGCAACCCCUAAGCUGUUUGGAAGGUGGAUGGCUUUGGGUGCAAUGCUUCCUUUUUGUCGUGGACAUUCAGAAACUGGCACCAUUGACCAUGAGCCUUGGUCUUUUGGGGAAGAGGUUUGUCUGUACUUCACAAAGCGUCUCUACGCCCUCAUGGAGGUUGUGGGCACAGUAGAAGGAUACUGUAGGUGAUGUAUGGCACAUACGAGGGGUACUUCAGUUGCAACUCCUACUUUCUUUGCUGAUCCUAAAGAUCCCAGGCUAAGAACACAGGAAAAUUCAUUUAUGUUGGGACCAUUACUAAUAUAUACAAGCACAGUGAGUGACCAGGGGAUCGAUCAACUGCAGCUUGUGUUGCCUAAAGGCAUUUGGUUGAGUUUUGAUUUUGAUGAUUCACAUCCGGAUUUACCAGCACUAUAUUUGCAAGGUGGAUCGAUUAUUCCUUUGGGUCCUGCUAUUCAACAUGUUGGCGAAGCUAAUCCAACAGAUGAUUUAUCACUACUUGUGGCUUUAGAUGAGCAUGGUAAAGCUAAAGGUGUUCUCUUCGAAGAUGAUGGCGAUGGAUAUGAAUUCACUAGAGGUGGAUAUCUUUUGACAACGUAUGUUGCUGAACUUGAGUCUUCAGUUGUUACUGUGAGAAUCUCCGAAACUGAAGGGUCAUGGAAGAGACCAAAACGUCGUUUACACGUACAAUUAUUACUUGGUGGAUGUGCAAUGCUUGAUGCAUGGGGCAUUGAUGGAGAGGUUCUUCAAAUCAUGAUGCCUUCAGAAGAUGAAGUGUCUAAUUUGGUAUCUAUGAGUGAGAAACAAUACAAGAUUCGUAUGGAAAAUGCUAAGCGUAUUCCAGAGGUGGAAAAGGUUUCUGGACGGAAGGGAGUAGAACUUUCAAGGACUCCUAUUGAACUGAAAAAUGGUGUUUGGGCUCUCAAAGUGGUUCCUUGGAUUGGGGGAAGAAUUAUUUCAAUGGAGCACCUUCCUUCAGGAACUCAGUGGCUUCAUAGUAGGGUUGAAGUUGGUGGGUAUGAAGAAUUUAGUGGUACUGAGUACCGGUCUGCUGGAUGGUCUGAGGAAUAUACUGUCAUUGAGCAGAAUCUUGAGCAAGCAGGAGAGAGAGAGUCUCUUAUGUUAGAAGGUGACAUUGGCGGUGGAGUAGUUAUUGAACGGCAUAUAUCUUUUCCAAAAGAUAAUUCAAACAUUUUGCGGAUUGACUCGAGCAUUGUAGCCCGCAAAGUUGGUGCUGGUUCUGGUGGAUUUUCAAGGCUUGUUUGCUUGCGAGUGCACCCAAUGCUUGCACUGUCGCACCCGACGGAAACUUAUGUCUCAUUUACCUCCGUUAAUGGUUCUCAUCAUGAAGUUUGGCCAGAAUCCGGUGAGAAAUUUUUUGAAGGGGACCUGUGCCCUAAUGGUGAAUGGAUGCUUGUUGAUAGAUGUCUUGGCUUGGGUUUAGUCAACCGGUUCAAUGUCAGCGAGGUGAACAAGUGUUUCAUACAUUGGGGAACCGGAACAAUCAAUUUAGAACUUUGGUCUGAUGAUAGGCCCGUUUCAAAGCAAUCACCUCUUAAAAUUUCUCAUGAGUAUGAGGUCAGAGGAAUCGCAUAAUUAUUUUCUCUCUAGAUAUGAAAAAAACUCCUGUCAAUGGAUGCUGAAAUGUGAAGCAGCAAACUACAACUGAUAUUUGAGUAUGUGUUUUUGCUAUAUCCAAUGACCUAUUUUCUCUCUAGAUAUGUAAGAAACUUCUGUCAAUGGAUGCUGAAAUGUGAAGCAGCAAACUACGACUGAUAUUUGAGUAUGUGUUUUCACUAUAUCUAAUGACCUAUAAACUACUUUUUUCUCCCUUUA
Messenger RNA from Camellia sinensis, 3482 nucleotides. The record is from RefSeq and is a predicted model, not a curated record. NCBI's taxonomy places the organism in Eukaryota, Viridiplantae, Streptophyta, Magnoliopsida, Ericales, Theaceae.